UAACUCGCUACGGCGCAUGCUUACCUGUCCCGUGACUGUCAAAGAGGAAGCAUCGGGGUCAUUCAUCAGAGACAGUAUAUUUCAAGUGUAUAGUGUAUUUACCUUCACAACAAAAUACUACGAAGACUCCAGAUUGUCUCCUGCAGCCUCUCAACAGAGUGUUAUUGUUAUAUUUGUCCGAUAUGGCUGGACGAGGUAAGCUGAUCGCCGUGAUCGGGGAUGAGGACACCUGCACUGGGUUUUUGCUCGGAGGGAUCGGGGAGCUGAAUAAGAAUCGCAAGCCCAAUUUUCUGGUCAUUGAGAAGGAUACCAGCGUUACGGAGAUAGAAGAAACCUUCAAGGGUUUCCUGGCCCGUGAUGAUAUCGGAAUCAUUCUGAUAAAUCAGUUCAUUGCAGAGAUGAUCCGGCAUGCCAUUGAUGCCCACACACAAUCAAUCCCAGCUGUGCUAGAGAUCCCGUCCAAGGAGCAUCCCUAUGAUGCCUCCAAAGACUCCAUCCUGCGCAGAGCUAAGGGCAUGUUCUCUGCUGAGGACUUCCGAUAAACCCACAGGAAGCACUGCAGCAGGCUGGGCAGGACUAGUUUAAGUAAAGUGGGAUUGAGGAGGAGGAGGAGGAGAAACAGUAGCUAUGUCAGCCAUUUGCCUAUUUGUCUUUUCCAGGUGUCGUUCCAUAUAAGGGUAACUAGGGAUUUGGUGUGGGGUGGAAGUUGACAUUUCAGCGUAAUUUAUAUCAAAGACCCAUGUAGUGAUUUUCGUUUUUAAAGUCUAGAUCUUAAUGCAUGCAACAGACGGGUGAUCCUUUUCCACAAAAAUUUAGGUUAUUUAGCUUAAACAGAUUCUGCUUCAUCCAUAUCGAAUCCUCUGCAGUAUGUCUUUAGCCCAGGUCACCCCCUCUCCCCUAGAUUGUCCUUCUCCCAGCACAGGCAGCCCACAGAGAAUGCUUGAAAACAGAUACCCCUCAGGCCAGAACAUGCAAGCAGACAAGGCCACAAGGACUCACUGAAGUGGUUUACUGCUCCCAGAAUGGAAUUGCUAGCAACAUCAUUGAAAAGAGGAAGUCUAGUCAUGAGGUGGAAAAUGAUUGUAUUUCUAUAAGAGUUCCUGUUCUAGCAUGGGCAAAUGGGCUGGUGAAGGAACUCAUGAAUUGCCAUCAUUCAAUCUGCCACUUUUCUUCAUCGUUCCGACAUUUGUCUGACAUUAUUUUCGCAGAUUAAUUUGAAAAAUGGCCGUGUAUGUUAGAUCAGUAAAUUAAAAAUAAAUAAAAAAAAAAAAAACAGUGGCUAGAUUUAUUAACCAGAUUUAUUCUGAAUAAUUGAAAUUAUUAUAUAACAUUAUGUUUGUAAAAUAAACUGGUAUGUCUAGCAUUUUUGUUCUUACUAAUUUUAAGAUUUUGUAGAAAUCCCAAUGAUUUGUUAAACCUUAUCAACUGUUUUUUUUUUAAACUUCAGAACAAGAAAUUGUACAAAAUGAAAUACUAUCUUAGAGUGCAUUCACUGUAUUUGUCUAUACAAUUUGGAUUUGCAGUUACAUGGCUGAGGUUGUUUGUAUUUUCAGACUUCAAUGAAGGGCUGCCUGUCUUUGAAGACCCCAAUACAAAUGAUUUAUUCCUUUAAAAAAAAUGAUUGAUGUUAAAAAGAAACCAUAUUGAGUAUGUUGUGUUGUAACUGAGUUUGUGUGCUUGUUACCAAGGAAAUGUUAGUUUGUGUGUUAAUAAAUGACUAGAAACAAAA
Messenger RNA from Acipenser ruthenus (sterlet), 1729 nucleotides. Its product is annotated as V-type proton ATPase subunit F. Bases 183 to 542 code for a protein of 119 amino acids. Gene Ontology annotation, cellular component: membrane; proton-transporting V-type ATPase, V1 domain. Gene Ontology annotation, biological process: proton transmembrane transport. The transcript is spliced from 2 exons. Lineage: Eukaryota; Metazoa; Chordata; Actinopteri; Acipenseriformes; Acipenseridae. The record is from RefSeq and is a predicted model, not a curated record. Gene Ontology annotation, molecular function: proton-transporting ATPase activity, rotational mechanism.